Molecule: messenger RNA, 303 nt
Organism: Saccharomyces cerevisiae S288C
Lineage: Eukaryota; Fungi; Ascomycota; Saccharomycetes; Saccharomycetales; Saccharomycetaceae
Gene: YGR025W
Exons: 1
Coding region: 1-303 (100 amino acids)
Source: RefSeq, marked reviewed
AUGACUGGCUAUGAGCCCUUUAAGUUUUUCUCUAUCCGCAUGUCUUCAAUUAAUUCUCCAUCAGUGAUUUUUAAAACAAUAAAAACUUUCAAUCCGGGUAAAACUGAAGAAUAUAGAGCGAAAAAAGCGUAUGUGCAGGACAAGGGAUACUUACGCCAAAAAAGACCAUGUCCAUUUUAUUAUAGGAUACCCACUUGCACGGCGUCAAAGUACUCAAUUGGCUGUGCUUCUUCAAAAAAACUAACAUACACAAGAACCAAAUUUAAAUUCAACUUGGUUACCCAAAGAGAGAAUUCAUUAUAG